AUGGACCCCGAAUGCGGCCAUCGCCCAGACGAUAUCUUUCGCCUCGACCUAGCUGAUGCCGCUGCUCUAGUUCACGCACAUUUCGAAUGGAAAUGCGACGAAAAAUGCAACUUUAUGAGCUGGACUAGCUCCUUGCUCUUUGCAUUGCAUUAUGGGUUUUAUAGGCAUAAGAAGGAUCAUGAUAAGCCAGACCUUAGCAGAAUAGUGCUCUAUAUUCUUGACACCAGUGGGCUCCCAGAAGGAACAUUUAUCAAAGACCUGGACAUCCUCGAUGCCUUCAAAGGGGAGUCAGCUGGCCUAAAAAGUUUUCUGCACAUGCGGCGCGGACAAGGUAGGAAGAGAUAUUAUUUCGGCGAAUAUAUCACACAGGGCCAAUUACAGAUUGACGGAAGAUGUGCAAGUGUUUCCCUGCAGCAAUUGUUAAAUUCAGGAUUAUUCGAACUUAACCCCGUUCUGGGUAACAAAGACGGAUGGGAUUUCCUUGCGAGCAGAGUUUUAGAUCUUCGAAAGGGCUCGACGACGUUGGUACCCACAACGCCUUCUGAAGUCCGAAAGGCAAUCACGAUAGCUCAAAGCUGUUUCGGAGACCGUUGGGUAGUUCCUCUUUCAGCAAUGCUACUUGCAAUAAAGCCGGGAAGUCAAGACAACGCUAAAAUUGCAGCGGCGUAUUCGGCGAUGUUCGCAGGUGAGUAUUUGACUGUGUAA
Molecule: messenger RNA, 705 nt
Organism: Penicillium waksmanii
Lineage: Eukaryota; Fungi; Ascomycota; Eurotiomycetes; Eurotiales; Aspergillaceae
Exons: 1
Coding region: 1-705 (234 amino acids)
Source: RefSeq, a predicted model, not a curated record